CCUCAACCCCCACACACGAAUGAAGUGUGUUUUCGUUGGAGAUGGCGGAGUCCGAAGAGCCCAAAGCGACCUGUACGUUUCUUUUCAAGAAAUCAAACAAGAAGUUUUGUGGUCGGAAGAGAAAAGCCAGCGACAGCGACAAAGACAGGAGCAGCGAUGAGGAGAAAAACGCCGUGGUCAGAAAAGAGAAGAAACCCAGCGCUGCCAACCCCAUGAUACAAAGGACAAGGAAGGUGGAGCGGGAAGCCGUUUCAUCGAGUGAAAGUGAGGAAGACCGUGAAGCCAAAAAGGUCACAGUGGCCUAUAAGUCCACGCGGUCAGCGAAACCGGAGGGGCCAGAGGACAUGGGGGCCACUGCUGUGUACGAACUGGACACGGAGAGAGACAAAGACGCUCAGGCCAUCUUUGAGCGCAGCCAGAAAAUUCAGGAGGAGCUGUCAGGUAAAGAGGAUGAUAAAAUCUACCGUGGCAUCAACAACUACCAUAAAUUCAUUAAGCCUAAAGAUUCCACCAUGGGCAAUGCAUCGUCUGGCAUGGUCAGGAAAGGACCAAUCAGGGCCCCUGAGCACUUGCGUGCUACGGUGAGGUGGGACUACCAGCCUGACAUAUGUAAAGACUAUAAAGAGACCGGCUUCUGUGGAUUUGGAGACAGCUGCAAGUUUUUGCACGACCGUUCAGACUACAAACAUGGCUGGCAGAUUGAAAGGGAGCUGGAAGAGGGACGAUAUGGAGCCAAUGAUGAGGAAAACUACGAGGUGAGCAGUGAUGAAGAGGAUUUUCCCUUCAAGUGUUUCAUCUGCAGGAAUUCUUUCAAGAACCCGAUCAUUACAAAGUGCAGGCAUUAUUUCUGCGAGUCCUGUGCUCUCCAGCAUUACCGCAAGUCCAAGCGUUGUUACGUGUGCAACCAGCAGACCAACGGCGUCUUCAAUCCAGCAAAAGAGCUGAUGGCUAAGAUUCAGAAACACCAGGCUGCUGCAGACCAACCACCCUCAGAUGAGGAUGAUGACUAGUGUUGUCAAAACAUUUUCUUUUUUCUAAUCAUUUUCAACAGUUGUAAAUUGUAUUAUCCAGCCUUCUUAAAUAAAUUUCUCUUUUUUAGCUACGA
Colossoma macropomum (tambaqui) is the source of this 1105-nucleotide messenger RNA. It is a transcript of the gene rnf113a, whose product is annotated as ring finger protein 113A. The transcript has 10 exons. Gene Ontology annotation, biological process: snoRNA splicing. Gene Ontology annotation, cellular component: U2-type spliceosomal complex. The record is from RefSeq and is a predicted model, not a curated record. Gene Ontology annotation, molecular function: metal ion binding. The coding region runs from base 42 to 1010 and encodes 322 amino acids. NCBI's taxonomy places the organism in Eukaryota, Metazoa, Chordata, Actinopteri, Characiformes, Serrasalmidae.